AUGGGACAUUUUAAAGCAAUAGAAAAACAAUUAUCAAGCAUGAAAAUACAUGUUACUUUAAUCACCGUGUUUUUUAUAAUAAAAUCCAGUGAAUCAAAUUCUUUUAAAAAUGAACAAUUUACGAACAAUCCAGGAAUAUAUUUUGAAAAAAUCUCCCCAUUAUUCUUAACUGUUUCACAGUGGAACCUAGUAACCUAUUACAACAUAUCUGAUUAUGAACAAAAUUAUGCAGCAAUUAACCUAUAUUAUAUUAAUCUAAAAGACCUUUGUGAUAAAUACCAAUCAACUUAUGAAAAAUUAACAGAAACUUGCACGGAAUUACAAAAAAUUAAUUUUCAAACUAUCAACAAAAUAAACGAAGAACACGAAAUUGUUCAACAAUACCUAGAAAUCGACGAAACCAAUUACAACACAGCUAAACAACGAACAAAACGAAGUUCAUAUUUCGGCGGAAUUGGAAAAUUGCAACGAAUUUUAUUUGGAGUACUAACGGAAGAGGAAGGAGAAAUAUUUGAGGACAAGAUCAAAACACUAGAAGAAAAACCUUAA
Messenger RNA from Macrosiphum euphorbiae (potato aphid), 549 nucleotides. NCBI's taxonomy places the organism in Eukaryota, Metazoa, Arthropoda, Insecta, Hemiptera, Aphididae. The record is from the annotation of a GenBank genome assembly.